Molecule: messenger RNA, 426 nt
Organism: Camelina sativa (false flax)
Lineage: Eukaryota; Viridiplantae; Streptophyta; Magnoliopsida; Brassicales; Brassicaceae
Source: RefSeq, a predicted model, not a curated record
AUGGCGGAUUCAGUUCUUCAAUCUCCAAAGAACCCACAUUUCUUCCAAGCUCUACUUCCCGGAUUCGACUCCUACCUCAAUAUUCCUGUAACCUUCUUUUUGAAGCACCUCCAAGGAAUAAACAAACAGGAGACGGCGAAAUUGAGAACGGACGUUUCAGAUACAGUCUGGGAAUUGAAAAUUGAAGAUGGCCGGAGACUCAAUGGUUGGAAAGAAUUUGUCACAGCACAUGAUCUUCGUAUUGGUGAUGUCAUUGUUUUCAGACACGAAGGAGAUUUUGUGUUUCAUGUCACUGCAUUGGGACUCAAUUGCUGUGAGACUGAAUAUAGUACUUCAUCUCAUAGCAUUGAUGAUGAUUGUGAUAAUCAUCAGGAUAACAUUGGUAAAUUUUCUAUCUUUUUCUGUGAGGUGUACUCAAAAAUGUGA